Molecule: messenger RNA, 1733 nt
Organism: Hyla sarda
Lineage: Eukaryota; Metazoa; Chordata; Amphibia; Anura; Hylidae
Product: keratin, type II cytoskeletal 5-like
Exons: 9
Coding region: 1-1680 (559 amino acids)
Biological process (GO): keratinization; intermediate filament organization
Cellular component (GO): keratin filament
Molecular function (GO): structural constituent of skin epidermis
Source: RefSeq, a predicted model, not a curated record
AUGUCUCGCCAAACAACAUACUCCACUGGAGGAGCAAAGAAUUUCAGUGCUGCUUCUGCUGUUCAAGCCGGGGGAAAUCGUGUAAGCUUUAGCUCUGCUUCAGUCACUCGUUCUGGCUGUGGAGGUGUAAAUGCUGCCCGGGGUAACUCUAGUGCCUUUGGUAGCAGAAGUCUGUACAGUUUAGGAGGAAACAAAAAAAUUUCUAUUGCAACAAAUUCACAAUCUCAGAGUGGAUUUGGGUCUGGAUUUGGUGGUGCUGGUUUUGGUUUCAGCUCUGGCUUUGGAAAUGGCCAAGGACUUGGUGGUGCAUCUGACUUUCCUGUAUGCCCACCUGGUGGAAUCCAGCAAGUAACUAUCAACCAAAGUCUUUUAACUCCACUCAACUUGCAAAUUGAUCCAACAAUUCAGAAAGUGCGAACAGAGGAGAGAGAGCAAAUCAAGACUCUUAACAACAAGUUUGCAUCCUUCAUUGACAAGGUCAGAUUCCUAGAACAACAAAACAAAGUUCUGGAGACCAAAUGGAAACUUUUGCAAGAACAAGGAGUCAAAACUGUUAAAAGUAACAUUGAACCCCUCUUUGAGGCCUACAUCAACCAACUUCGUCGUCAGCUAGACAGUCUAACCAACGAUAAGGCUCGCUUGGAUGGGGAACUUAAACAUAUGCAGGAGGCUGUAGAGGACUUCAAGGCCAAGUAUGAAGAUGAGAUCAACAAGCGCACAGCUGCUGAAAAUGAGUUUGUGGUACUCAAAAAGGAUGUGGAUGCUGCCUACAUGAACAAAGUGGAACUGGAAUCUAAAGUGUCUAGUCUAACAGAUGAGAUCAACUUCCUGAGGGCCUUGUAUGAAGCUGAACUUGCUCAAAUGCAAACACAGAUCUCAGACACUUCAGUUGUCUUGUCCAUGGAUAAUAACCGAGAUCUAGAUCUAAACAGCAUUAUAGCUGAAGUAAAGGCUCAGUAUGAGGAGAUCGCCAACCGAAGUCGCCAAGAGGCAGAGUCUUGGUACCAAACUAAAUAUGAGGAGCUCCAGGUUUCUGCUGGAAGACAUGGUGAUGAUCUGAAGAACUCAAAGGCUGAAAUUUCGGAGCUGAACCGCAUGGUUAACAGACUGCGCUCAGAGAUUGACAACGUGAAAAAACAAAUUGUCAAACUGCAGACUGCUAUUGCUGAUGCAGAGCAGAAAGGAGAGCUUGCACUGAAGGAUGCCAAACAAAAGCUUGCUGAGCUGGAGGAUGCUUUGCAGAAGGCCAAGCAGGACAUGGCUCGCCAACUGCGCGAAUACCAGGAUCUGAUGAAUGUCAAACUGGCUCUGGAUGUUGAAAUCGCCACCUACAGGAAACUACUGGAAGGAGAAGAGAGCAGGUUGGCUGGAGAUGGUGUUGGACCAGUAAACAUAUCUGUUGUGAGCUCCACCUAUGGUUCCAGCAGUGGAGUAGGACAUGGCUAUGGAGCUGGCAGUGGUUUUGGUUUUGGCGGAUACGGUGGAGGGCAAGGAAUUGGCGGUGGAAGUGGAGGUGCCAUUAGCAGUGGAAGUGGAUACAGUGUCAGUGGAGGGCAAGGGAUUGGCGGUGGAAGCUUCAGUGUAAACAACAUGAAACAAGCUGGAUUUGUAUCUGGAGGUGAUUCCAAUGUUAGAAUUGUAUCAAAAACCUCCACAAGCUCCUCCUCCAGGAAGUUUUAAGAUUCUUUUGUAUUCAGCUUCUUUUCUCAUCAAUACAUAAGAUAUAUUGUCAC